This is a messenger RNA of Colletotrichum karsti, 372 nucleotides long. RefSeq lists its product as uncharacterized. Bases 1 to 372 code for a protein of 123 amino acids. The transcript has 2 exons. Lineage: Eukaryota; Fungi; Ascomycota; Sordariomycetes; Glomerellales; Glomerellaceae. The record is from RefSeq and is a predicted model, not a curated record.
AUGUCCGGCACAGCCCCCAACGACCCCUCACCCGGCGGCCACGCCGGCGACCGCGGCCUCGAGCAGACGCGUCUCGACGGGAAUCAGCACGGCCAAGCGCAGAAUCUCAUCGACGAGACCAAGGAUACCCAUGGCACGACCGUGGACCGCGACGUCGGCGCGGCGAUCGACGCCACGAAAUCCACAGACCCCGCCGCGGGGGGUUUGUCGUCGAAAGUGGAUGACAUUUUGAGCAAGACUUCUGCUGUUGCGGGCGGCAGUGGCGGAGGUGGCGGCGGUGGUGGUAGUAAGGCGACGGCGGCGACGGAGAGGGGGUUCCGGGUCGGGGAGGAGGCGGAUUUGCAUGGGUUGGCGAGUAGCAAGCAGCCGUGA